Nannospalax galili (Upper Galilee mountains blind mole rat) is the source of this 8211-nucleotide messenger RNA. RefSeq names its product leucine zipper protein 1 (gene Luzp1). NCBI's taxonomy places the organism in Eukaryota, Metazoa, Chordata, Mammalia, Rodentia, Spalacidae. The record is from RefSeq and is a predicted model, not a curated record. Bases 963 to 4160 code for a protein of 1065 amino acids. The transcript has 4 exons.
CGGCGCUGCGCAGCUCGGUCUCGCGGCCAGAACGCCGGGCCCGGGAAGGAAUUCGAGGCAUUCGCUUUGUUUGACUUGCCAGUAGACAAGUCCCGGGGACUAAUUAAUGGUGGAAUCUGCAGGGAGAAGCGGGCGAGCCGCCGGUCCCCGCCCGCCGUCGCGGUGAACUUUCCGCAGCGCGCUGCUCUGCGCACCCCACCCCGCGGCCCGCCGGAGAAGGGAGCCAUGUCUGCCCGGAGCGCAGGAAUGAAGUGCGGUUUCAGGAGCCGGCGUGGCCUGUGGCGACAGUGGAGACGUGCGUCCCGGGCAUGGCGGGGCCCGGGGUUGGGGGGCGCUGCGCACCGGGUUUGCAGGCCGCUCCGAGGUGCCUGCGGUUUCUGCUAAUUACCUUGCAGGAGGCUCUGCCGGCCGAGAAAGCCCGAGUUGCUCGGGAGCAUCUGUUUCUUCAUCGCGUCAGCCCCUUUCCUCACACUGCAGAGCUUGUUGUGGCAUGUUUCGGAAAUGCCGGGGACUGUGCUCACGCUUGGCGGUGGGAGAGGGGAGGGGGCAAGGAGAGCAGGCUCACCCCCCCCCGCCCCCAUCCAAAUGCCCGCAGUGUUCGUGCCCCUAGAGCCCCAGAAUGCUUGCAGAUUCUCGGUCGUACCUUCUCCGACUUAAAUGACCUUGGGGGAAAGGACUGUGCUUCCGAACGCCUCGUGGUGGCUUUUCUGUCCGGGGAGAAGAUACUCUCUGGACCACCCCUGCCUUUGGAGGUCAAAGGCAAGUACCAUUGAAAGAUAGUGACUGUCCAAGACAGCAAACACUGGGGGAGCAAACAGAAGUCUUCACAGAAAGCUUACAUUACCUAAUGACUGAUAAUGGUUUCCAGUUGCCAAAGAAGAUUGUGGAUACCAAGAGAAAGGUAACUAGCUUCUCCAGUGCAGUUGGAUGCCGCUUGCAGCCCUCCUUGGCUGGCAGUAGACAUGGCAGAACUUGGAAGCUACAAGGAUGCUGCCUCUAGCCGCCACCUGCGGUUUAAGUUACAGAGCCUAAGCCGCCGUCUGGAUGAGUUGGAGGAAGCCACAAAAAACCUCCAGAAAGCUGAGGAUGAGCUCCUGGAUCUCCAGGACAAGGUGAUUCAGGCAGAGGGCAGCAACUCUAGCAUGCUGGCUGAGAUUGAGGUGCUGCGCCAGCGGGUGCUGAAGAUUGAAGGUAAAGAUGAGGAGAUCAAGAGAGCAGAGGACCUGUGUCAUAUGAUGAAGGAAAAACUUGAAGAGGAGGAAAACCUUACCCGGGAGCUAAAAUCAGAGAUCGAGCGGCUUCAGAAGCGAAUGGCUGAGUUAGAGAAGCUAGAGGAGGCCUUUAGCAGGAGCAAGAAUGAAUGUACCCAGCUUUGUUUGAGCCUGAAUGAGGAGAGGAAUCUGACCAAGAAAAUCUCUUCUGAGCUGGAAGUGCUCAGAGUCAAAGUGAAAGAACUGGAAUCUUCUGAGGACCGCCUCGAUAAAACCGAGCAGAGUUUAGUGUCAGAGUUAGAGAAGCUAAAAUCAUUAACUCUGAGCUUUGUGAGUGAGAGAAAAUACCUGAAUGAAAAGGAAAAAGAAAAUGAGAAAUUGAUUAAAGAACUCACUCAAAAACUGGAGCAGAACAAGAAAAUGAACCGAGAUUAUACAAGGAAUGCUUCUAAUCUUCUGGAAAGGAAUGACCUACGGAUCGAGGAUGGCAUCUCUUCCACACUGCCAUCCAAAGAGUCAAGAAGGAAGGGCACUCUGGACUAUCUAAAGCAGGUAGAGAAUGAAACAAGAAACAAAUUAGAAAAUGAAAAGAAUAGAAAUCAGGAAGACAAUAAAGUCAAAGACCUUAACCAAGAGAUCGAGAAACUGAAGACACAAAUCAGACAUUUUGAAUCCUUAGAAGAAGAGCUUAAGAAAAUGAGGGCCCAAAAUAAUGACCUUCAGGAUAAUUACCUGAGUGAACAAAAUAAAAACAAAAUCUUAGCUAGCCAGCUGGAAGAGAUAAAGUUACAAAUCAAGAAACAGAAAGAGCUGGAAAAUGGGGAAGUAGAAGGGGAAGACGCUCUCCUGUCUGGUAGAGGCAGGCACGAGAGGACUAAGGCAUCUGUGUCCAAGCACACACUCCGGGAAUUGUCUCCUCAACAUAAGCGGGAAAGAUUCCGGAACAGGGAGUUUGCUCUCAACAGUGACAACUAUUCUCUGACCAACAAGCAGGCUUCAUCUCCCAGUUUCACCAACAGGAGAGCAGCCAAAGCCUCCAACAUGGGGGCAGGUGCAGACAGUGGGUCUCAGGAAACAAAGAGAACAGAAGAGCGAUUUGCACCUGGGUCCUCUCAGAGUGAAGGGAAGAAGACCAGGGAGCAGCCAUCAGUGCUUAGCCGCUACCCCCCAGCUGCCCAAGAGCACACUAAAGUUUGGAAGGGAACUCCCAAGCCAGGCACUGAGAGUGGACUUAAGGGAAAGGUAGAGAAGACAACUAGAACUUUUAGUGAUACCACCCAUGGGUCUGUUCUCAAUGAUAUAACGGGCAGAGGUGACAAGACUUCUGACACCUUCUCUGAGGCCCACUUUGGCAAGAAGGGACAGGUGCCUGGCAAUGGAAGUCACGUAACUCAGGCUGCAGAUUCUGUCUGUUCUAAGGCCACUGGAGCUCUGUCCUCAUCUAGAAGAGCUUCUUCAGAAGGGCUUUCUAAGGGCAAAAAGGCUACAAAUGGCCUGGAGGCUGAUGUCAGUCUCCCAAAUUCUAAGGCUUCUAUUUUAUCAAAGUAUCCUUAUAGUUCAAGAAGCCAAGAGAACAUCCUUCAGGGAUUUUCAGCCUCAAACAAAGAAGGAGUUGACCAACCUGUAGGAGUUGUGAUGGAAGACAGCAGUCAGCAUGAAGCCCUUAGGUGCCGUGUCAUCAAGUCCAGUGGCAAAGAGAAGCCAGAUUCAGAUGAUGACUUGGACAUGGCAUCUCUUGUUACUGCCAAGUUGGUGAAUACAACCAUCACUCCAGAGCCAGAGCCCAAGCUACAGCCACAUUCUAGAGAAAAAGCCAAGUCCCGAGGGACACCUAAAACCUCCCUAUUUGAAAACGAUAAAAAUGCUGCAAUAGAAAAUGAGUCUGUGAGACCUAUCAGAGCUUCCCCCACCACUGUGGAAUUCCCAGAUGUCAAUGGUGCUGGGGCAAAAAACCAAAGGCCUUUUAGCCCCAGAGAGGCCUUGAGGUCGAGAGCAGUCAUUAAACCUGUUAUCAUUGAUAAAGAUGUGAAAAAAGUCAUGGGAGGAUCUGGAACUGAAGUUGUAUUGGAAAAACAGAGAUCCACCUCUAAACUUGGGCCAAACAAAGUGACAAGCAGCAUCACUAUUUACCCCUCUGACAGUAGUGGCCCCAGAGCCAACCCAGGUGAGGCCCUAAGAGAAAGGCACACGUCCACCAGCAACAUCCACGUGGGGCCCCCAGAGCUCACACCAGUUAACAACCAUGUCAGCUCCCCUUUUGAGCUUUCUAUUCAUAAACAUGACAUCGCCUUGCAGCUCACAGAAGCCGAAAGAAUGGGAGAUGGGUCUCUAAGGAACAGGCCAGAGAUGGUGGUCUCUCGGAGCAGUAUUCUAAUUAAGCCAUCAGAUCCCGUGGAAAGGAAUAGCCAUGCUCCCCCAGCGGAGACAAUCAGGUGGAAAAGCCAUAGUGCCCCUUCAGAGAUGGGCUCCUCAGACACCAGACAUGUUACUGUGCGGAAUGCCUGGAAGAGUAAGCGAGACAUGAAAUUUUCAGAUGACUCCCCGACUCCAAUAGGUAGAAACAUGGAAUCUAUUAAUGCUUACACUCAGAGGUCUUCCACAGACUUCUCAGAACUUGCACAGCCCAGAUCCUACCUUUCCGAGCAGGGCACUCGAAAGGUAGGGAGUUCAGGGGAUGCGCCUGAGCUUUCCUCCAGAAGGACCCAAAGUAGCCUCACCGUUUCAGAGGUGCUCACCCGGAGGAAUCGGGUAGGAGACACCAUCAUGGCUGCAGCCUGGAACCACUCAGUGAGCAUGGAGGAAGGGGAGGACUGCACAGUUGGUGUCAGCAGGCGACUGCACAAUCCCCUGGAGCAUUCUGAACUGCCUGGGAAGCAGGGGCUGCCAGAGCCAGGGCGAGUCCGGGCUGAGGAACUGCAGCCAGCCAGGCCCUGUGCUGAGGAACACUGAACCAGCUAGGUGAAAUCUGCUGUUUCUCCUUCGUUCCUGCUUCUCAGCUCCUCCCCCUUUCUGGCCUGUGAAGGAUCCAAGGCCAGACCUUGGCUGGGAGACUACAUGUAGAGAGCCAGGCUAUGGCUCAGGUAAUUUUUUUUUUGCCAGUUGUCCAGACAAGAUCAGAGACUACAAACCAUAUAGUCACUCAGGCCCAGCCUUCCCUGAUGCAUGAGUCCCCUUCUCCUUAUAUCUGCCCUCAAGGUAGCACGGACCACUCUGACCUCCAAAUGGGAAGUUACAGAAACUCCCCGCCAUGUGACAGUAGCCAAAAGCUCUUUUCUCCUCCUUCGUGAGUUGUUUCUAUAUAUCGAAGACCAGCCCUUUUGCUGUGUGGCUAAUGCCGAUUUGUCUCACAACUUACAGUUGGCUCCUUGUUUGCCGUGAAGGACGCCAUCAAGGACACAAUUAAGUGUUAUCAGUCAUCAGUUCCAUCCAGGGGGCUUACCUUCCUUCUCCUCUUAGAGUUCUUCAGAAUUUGGAAGCACGAAAAGGAGUCUAUGCUGCCCCUGAGUGAUUAUGGGACCACCCUUAGAUUGCAGCUUCUCUGACCUGGCCUCUUCAUUGACCAGUUUCUUGGGUGGGCAGAGCACAAUGCCCAGUGGGAUGACACCACCCCCACCCUACCCACCUUCCAAAAGCACCCAGAAACAGACAAGUCUCAUGCAUCUCCUUCCCUGGGCACCAGUAAUGCUGCUGGCACUACCUUGGUUCUCUCUUCAACACUCUCAUCUUGGGAAAAUCCUGACUGAGCUGGGCGUGACCCGGCAUACUCUGUCUUCUGGGAAGUGCCCAGCAAGAAGAACAGCAAACAAGAAGUGAAUUCAUUCAGUCACUCCACAAGCAGUAGUUCCAUGAAAGACACUGACUGAAUACUCCCUCCCAUCUCUCCUUCAUCCCCCGUGGAGGAGGCCUUGCACUUUACCACACUGAUGCAUGUUCCUACAAAAGCCCUUGAUACCUGCAAAUAGACUAUCAUUACAGUGAUUUCAUUGGAGGAAAGCAGAUACCUGCCUGUUGAGGGCCGAUUUAUGCAGUUCAAAGUGCAUUAAGCCUUUUAGGAAGCCGGAUAAAUAUGUAUUCAUCUCCUUAUGCAAACCACAUGGGGAGGUUACAAGCUAUACAUGCUUGGCACUGCUUUUCCUGUAGCUUUUUUCUUUCAGUUGAAAGGGACCCUCCAUGGCUACCUAUGUGAAGCAGAUGCUGUUGCUGACAUAGCAAGAAAGCAUCCCACCAGGAGUCUGGAAAGCUGCUUCCCUAUACCCUCAUGGCUUUGUUACUUCCUUGCUCUGUGACCCUGGGUUAGUCAUUGUCUUCUUGGAGUCUGUUUCCCUAUCUGUAAAGUGAGUGCUUUUAUUGGGGGAGGUGGGGUGCUGGGGGAUUGAACCUAGAGCCUUGAGCAUACUAGGCAAGCACUUUGCCAUUGUGCUGCUUUCCAGCCCAAAUGAGUUCUUUGGAGUGGAUGAUGUCUAGGGGCCUUAUCUCUGACAUUCCAAACUUGUUUUCACCUUGUGGUGUGGGCUGUUUUUUGCUUUUGAUAGAUGUUAUCCAUAGGGAUAGGGGCUCUGGGAUCAUCUCUCUGCCUUCAGUUCUUACACCUUUUCUCAUGUUUCUGUCAUGGAGAUGAGCUCAAGCCCCCUAAGGCCUGUUUCUAGUCUGUGAGGUUAAGAAAUUGGAUUGGAUGGUCUCAGGUCUAUGUGGCACUGGCCUUGCCCAAUGCCACAUCUCCUGGCUUUCAGGCUAGGUGCUUUCUAGAACAUGUUUGUGUGGCUCCUGUUCCUCUCCUGUGAAUUUCCUGGUGACAGGGAAGAUGCAGGACUUCCUUAAGAGGGCUGUGUGUAGUCUCCUCUGCUCUUACUCAGCACAUGAUUGGCAUUCAUUUGCCCUCAUCUGUAUCAGACUCAGCCAUCCUGACGGGGUGUGGGUCUUUUUUUUUUUCCCCCAGGGACAGGAAUGUCUUGGUCAUACCUCUGUUUUACGGAGUUUUGCUCAUGUAAGGGCAUUGUCAUGUGGCUUGCCUCCACAUCCCAACUGAUGUACAACUAGGGUAGUGUUUUCAAGAUCUGUUCCUGCUGCUGCUUUUGGGUCACUGCCCCAAAACACCCUCACUCAAGGCUGCAACCUUUCACUUGCAGCAGUAGCACCCCCCGCCCCCCAAUUCUCCUGUACCAGUUGGCAACCCUGGGAAAGUUAAAAGGAAACAGACCUGUAGUGGUCCACUGAAAAGUACAGGAACCAGGUCUGUGGCUCUUCUGCUGAUGGAAACAGAAGGGCACUAAGCCGUGCCUCAGAGGAUCUCACCAAUAAUUUUUGUCUUUGGGUGUUGAGCCCUGGAUUCUGGUGCUGUAUACAGCUCCUGGUGCCAAAGUCUGGAUCUUUCCACAUUUUAGCAACACCAACACCUGCUGCUACUCAAAAUGCUUUCUGUGGAAAAGGGAUAGCUGUGGGCUGCCAUUCUGAAAUCUGAGUGCAAUAGCAUUUGAUUGUAACAAUUAUUUCAGGAUAUUUUAUGUUUAACCUGCACACUUUGUAGAACCGCUGUAAAGUAAUUUUAUUUUUAAAUGUCCUCAAGCAUUGCAGAAAAUAAUGUUUAUAGGCUGGAGGGCUUAGUUCCUCUGGGCUUCAACGGCCAACUAGACCAGCUCAUUCCAAAGUUGGAAGGCACAUCAUUUCAGGACAACCAAGGUGUGACCAUUUGGACCCAAGCCAAAUGCCAGAGGAAGCUUUCAAGUAAGUACAAGGGACACCUGUGGUUGAACCAUUAUCUAAUCAAGCCACAUACUCCUAUAGCCAGUCAAGAAACCCACUUUUAUAAGUGCUUCUCUUCUGCAGUCUGGGUGUAUGUCUAGAAUUGAGCCAGCUGAUAAUGUGGUUCUAGUUUUGAGUAGAGGAACCUGGUCCUAGAGCUGACAAAGAAGAGUUGGCCAAAUGCCAGAAGCUGGCGUCAUCCACCUGCUGCUUUGGUACUGACACAUCAGAAAAAGCUAUAGACAGUGCUCAAGGAAGCUGUGGCAGGUUGGUUUGAGUGGCAAUAAACAAUGAAGAAUAUGGGGUAACGGGAUCUGAAUAGGGCCAGGGCUUCAGCAAGCUUGCACACCAGUCAUCCCUCUCAUGCAGCAGGGGCAGGUGUUUCGAGAGUAUUCUUGGACUUCUUGUCCUGGGCCAGUUUUAGUUGUUUAGAUUUAGGUCAGUGCCAAGUGCUAUCACUUUCCAGUAGAGGAACAGGGACCAAGGCUGGUCCCUGGCUGCCUUUGUUUGCGUGGGUUUCUUUUCUCACGAGACUGCUUUGGAAGAGCUGCUUUCUAAGGAUUAUCUUAUGAAUGCCCCAAGUGGGGAACAGGGUUCUCCUCAACAUCUCAACCACGAGCAUAGGAAAGGGGUCCUAUUUUCCUGCUGCUUCACAGCUCAGAACAUGUACUGAAUGGAAUGUAUUUUUAAGAGAAUAAAGUCUAUUUUUUGUAUUUUAAAGAUUGGGAGGGCUAUGAAAAUAGCCCUUAAUAAACUUAUGCAUGAUAGGCCCCUCUGGUGGGGAUACCAGCUCUGUUGGUCCACACCUACUUGAUCAGACAGGUGCUCUGGCCUCACCUCUGCCCCUUGGAGUCUAGGUGCAGAAGCUUCUACAUUCCUGCUCCAAAAAUGGGACCAGAGAGGCCAGAACUUGCCUCUGGAAAGCAGGGCACAGCCACAGGCAGUGGCUCAGGGCUCCUUGGGUGCAUGUGUAUAGUUGAAGCUGCCUGUCUGCAUGUAUCCUUUGGCUGUAAUGCUCUCUGUUGGCUCUGCAGCACAAUAUUGUAACCAAUAAAGCUCCCUCCUUUCCAUAUGCUCCUCUGAGUCAAUGACGCCAAUUGUGUCAUUUCUGGGUGCAGCUGUUGUCUCUGAAUUGGUGCUGAUGUAGAGCUUCACUAUGCUGUAAGGACUGUCAUAACUGAAUCGGUUAGAAUCAGCAGCUACCUCUGCUAUCUUUUCAGGCUUCUGUAGUCACCAAUCCCAACCAAAACUCAAACUGCCU